Patiria miniata (bat star) is the source of this 1576-nucleotide messenger RNA. RefSeq names its product DOMON domain-containing protein FRRS1L-like. The coding region runs from base 372 to 1175 and encodes 267 amino acids. Gene Ontology annotation, biological process: regulation of glutamate receptor signaling pathway. The record is from RefSeq and is a predicted model, not a curated record. The transcript is spliced from 6 exons. NCBI's taxonomy places the organism in Eukaryota, Metazoa, Echinodermata, Asteroidea, Valvatida, Asterinidae.
ACAAUGUGUGUCUUUGUUACGAUGCAUGUGGGUGACCGAUAACGUGUUCGUUGUGACCACUUGCUUAAUGUUCAACCUUAUUCCAUUUCUGUACUUUGACCCAAAAUAGUGACAAUCGAGGUUAAAAAUUGUUGGAAUAAUAAUGACAAUGCUUUCAGCACGUGGGCACUUCUUCGAAUUAGGAUUCUAAGAGUUUCACGCUGCACUAUACCGUUUUGGGUAAAGCGUAUAAUAGUCCCGCUAGUGUUGCGCCAAUUUGUCUUCUUGUGGUCAUCACCUCGUCUGAGGAUCCGUAGAGCUAGUAAGGAAGGGAUAAAAGUGUUACCGCUUUCAUCAUCCGAACUGGUCGUCCUUCGUUGACCGAUUCAAGAAUGUCGACCGCUUACAUUCCAAAUGCAUUACUGCAUUACACACACGCCUUUCUGACGUUGGCACUGUUGAUACGACUGGGGGCGCCCCAGAUAGCUGUCGACGAGUGCGGGGUCUCCAAAGGCUGCUUCAGGAGCCCCGUGGACUGCGACAGUUUGACGUCAUGUGACGUCAUCGUGACGUGGCAGGAGACACCAGAUGGGGGGUCUCUGAUAUUUGAGUUGGCUGGAAUGUCACCUGGCUAUGUAGCUGUUGGAUUUUCGGGCAAUCAGCUUAUGUCGAGUACAGACGUUUUAGCUUGUGUUGACAACAACGGAGCUACACUCAAGCAUUUCUACAAUCCAGUCAGCCACGUCAAUGAACCACGAACACAGAUUGGAGUGACGGACGAGGCAGCAUCGUCAGCCAAUGGGAUCAUCCAGUGUAAAUUCACACGCGUUAAGUUUCUCGAUGGGCAACCAGAGUUUGCGGACCUCAGAGAAGACACUUAUGUGUUACUUGCAAGAGGGCGUCAGAGUGGUGGUUUCUUGACCUACCAUACCCUUGGGUAUUCCAUCAGCGGCAGCAAGCAGGAUUUUUCAAUUUACCGAGCCCCAGACGCCUUGCCGACGGUGCAUCCUCCCGGGGAAGGCAACAGCACAGCGAGUACCCAAGUGCCAGCUGGCCCGACGGAUCUCGACGCUACGGACGGUUCGCAUGGCCUCACCUCACCAAUUAGUAAUGGGGCUGGAAGACAAUAUGGUUUCACGACAACCAUUAUUAUGGUAACGCUCAUCAGCAUCUCGUGUCUACUAAGAGCAAUUUGAGGUUUCUAAAACAAUAAUGACAUUAAUUUAUUUUUUUUAAUAAUGAAAAAUGAAACUACAAUUUGUUUGGAAUUAUCCAAAAUUUUUGAAUGUGGAAUUUAAAUGAACGUGAAUGAAACCAAAUGUUUAAAAACGACUUAUCACAGUGAAAUGAGAUUGGCAUCCACUUUUUUGUUUUAAAUUUAAUGAUAAUAGCCAUGUAAAAUAAUUAUAUUUAUUAUAUUGCUAUUUCUCACAUGCAUUUCCAAUUCCAUAUAUGUAUUUCAAACAUAUAUGGAACAACUGUUCUUAAGUGUAAUUUAUUUGUCAUUUUCAUAUACAGUUCGAAUGUAAUACCCUUAAUUUAAUAUAUCAUGUGAAAAUAAUGUAUCAAGUUAAUAAAAUAUUUUGUGAAUAAUUUA